AUGAUUAAAUACAUGGCUUCAAGAAUUUCGACUCGCACUCGAAAUAUGAAAAGGGGUGGAUCGCGUUUGGUCCAGGCUCGGGCUGUCUUCGCCCACUUCAUGGUAUCUAAUACUCUGAAGUAUACCGUGGACGACUGGGAAGAUGAGAUGACGCUGGCCCACGUGGCCAAUCUCGACGCCUUCGCUCUGAACACUGCUGUCGGAGAUGCCACCAACACUGGUUCGGUUGCCAACGCCUUCUUGGCGGCCGGAAAUGUGGGCUUCAGUCUGUUCUUCAGCUUUGACUAUGCCGGAAAUGGGGCCUGGGCCGAGUCCGACGUGGUCAGCAUGAUUUCUACCUACGCGCUGACCGGGGCGUAUUUCCAGCAUGCCGGCAAGCCCCUCGUCAGCACCUUUGAGGGCCCGGACAAUGCGGCUGACUGGGUCUCCAUCAAGGAGCAGACGGGGUGUUUCUUUAUCCCGGACUGGUCCUCAGUCGGGGCAGAGGCAGCAGCAGGGCUUGCGGACGACGGUAAGCCAUACAUGAUGCCGGUCUCUCCGUGGUUCUUCACCAAUAUGCCUGGAUAUGACAAGAACUGGCUUUGGCGGGGCGACGACCUUUGGUAUGAUCGCUGGGAACAAGCUAUGUACCUGGCGCCCGAAUUCAUUGAGAUCAUAUCGUGGAACGACUUUGGUGAGUCCCACUAUAUUGGGCCUAUCCAAGCUUCUGGGUCAGAUCUUGCCAACUCGACAUACACAGCAUUCGACACCGGCGAGGCCCCUUACAACUACAUGCUGGAUAUGCCGCACGACGGCUGGCGCGUAUUCCUCCCCUGGUUGGUUGACAUGUAUAAGCAAAACAUCUCGAUCAUCACCCAGGAGGGAGUUCAGGCAUGGUAUAGGCGCAAUGUUGGGGGAGAGUGCGUGUCAGACGGCGGCACCACGGGUAAUACUGCCAGCCAGCUUCAGCUGAAGUAUUGGCCCUAUGAGAUUGGACAGAACAAGGUCUUCUUCUCUGCGUUGCUCGGGUCGGCGGCAGAUAUUACAGUAACCAUCGGUGGUGAGAACAUGGGUAUAUACUACGGAUUUGUGAGCUUUUCUGUGCAGGAUGGCCCAGUUGAGGUUACAAUCUCGCGCGACGGAGCUGCUAUUGCUAGUUUUACAGGCGCGGACAUCGUGAUCGGGUGCUCGAGUAGCAUAAAUAUCGAAAAUCGGAAUGCCUGGGUGGGAAGCGCGAAAGCCUCGGCCACGAUUGACGCGACGUCUACAGACUCUCUCCUAGACGCCGUGUGUAUCGAGGGGUGGGGUGCGGGGAAUUUCGAUGGACUCUGUGCGUUUACCUGUAGUCUCGGGUAUUGCCCGGUGGGUGCGUGUCUGUGCAAGAAGAUGGGCCCGCAGCCAGAGCUGCCCAAGAGUCUGGGAGUAGUGAGAUAUCCCAUUACUGGGGAGACAGCAGGUUAUAGUGGACUUUGUGUCUUUGCCUGCAAUUAUGGCUAUUGCCCGCCUACGGCUUGCGGGACCACCAAAAGGGGAUACUGUCCGUCUCACACAUGUCUGCACGAUACAUCCACCACCAGCACUGACGACGACGACGAUUUGGUUUGUGCAGACGAUGGGACGCACACACGCGCCGUGUGUAACGAAGAAGUUUACACGGGUUGCGACUACAGCAUCUCCUUCGCCAGUUAUACCGACCUUUCCGCCGCGGCCGCGAGCUACAAUGCCAGCUGUGUAAACUACUAUCUUAUCGGGGCCCUGUCGAGUAUGCUGGACUCCGCCCUGGCGAAUUACACGCAAAUGAACAGCAGCUAUCAUGAUAAGUUUGAAGAAUAUGUCAGCUUCGUCAAGGGGGAGGUGCCUGAGGUACUGGACACGCUGAUGGCGGCGGGAGGCGCGGGGAACGCAUACUUCGAGUGCAUCUACAGCGCCGGCGGCAUCACAAACAUCUCCACCACCAGCUGCCCGUACCAGGUCCCACAGACCACAGACGACGUAGACAUCAACAGCGUUGUCUACUACGACCUGGUAAAUGCGACGGGAUGGUGGGAUAUGCUGUUGAGCGACUACGGGCUGCAGUCGAACCCGGCCACCAUCGUCCAGUCGACGUUGCCCAAAAUCCAGAACCUGACCAACACACUCACCCUCACGAGGAUCCUGAUCAGCUCCGGCGCGUGGGGCGGGCCCCUGGACGACAUCGUGCUGAGCGUGUCGACGGCUGUGUUCACUCUCGUUCAAGCCGUGCAGAACAUGGCCCAGAUCGAGACGGUCGCGACGCAGUACGAAGAAGCCCAGAAGAAGGAGCUGAUCGAGGAGAUCCUCGGCGCGCUGUUCCUAGCUGUGCCCUUCCUCGGUGAGAUCGACGUCAUCUCCGAGAGCCUGGCGGGGCUGGCCGAUAUUAUCACCAUGAUCGGCGACACGGCCAUGCUGGCCGACAGUCUUUAUGAGGUGGUGUCGGCCAUAAGCGCUAAAGACGCCAUUCUGGGCAUUUUCGGGGUGCACCUCCUCGGCGGAGUCAGGUCUGUCGAGGAAUUUAGCGAUAUGGCGAAUCUCCGCCCCGGGCUGUCGGCGGAGGACAUUGCGAAGAUCGGUCCGGACUGGGAGGAGGCCGAUACGGAAAUGAACAAGUUGGUAGAUGUUUGUUUCUAG
Molecule: messenger RNA, 2625 nt
Organism: Aspergillus fijiensis CBS 313.89
Lineage: Eukaryota; Fungi; Ascomycota; Eurotiomycetes; Eurotiales; Aspergillaceae
Product: glycoside hydrolase family 71 protein
Exons: 6
Coding region: 1-2625 (874 amino acids)
Biological process (GO): mating projection tip cell wall disassembly
Molecular function (GO): glucan endo-1,3-alpha-glucosidase activity
Source: RefSeq, a predicted model, not a curated record